Dovyalis caffra is the source of this 2088-nucleotide messenger RNA. Lineage: Eukaryota; Viridiplantae; Streptophyta; Magnoliopsida; Malpighiales; Salicaceae. The record is from the annotation of a GenBank genome assembly.
AUGCGAUUCAGCGAAGGCAUGCGAGGGUUUCAUCCGGUGAUACAGUAUCUGUUUAUCCCUCCUGAAGAUUUUAACCUUGCAUUGUUAACACUUGACUUGGAAUUUGUGAAGAAGGGGACUAGAAAUGAACAGAUUGAUGCUGUUCUUCUGGCCAAUCAACUUAGGAAGAGGUUUGCUAACCAGGUUAUGACAUCAGGGCAAAGAGUAACGUUUGAGUAUCAUGGAAACAACUACAUAUUUACAGUCAAUCAAGCCGUUGUGGAGGGACGAGAAGAUUCUAAUGACAUCGAGAGAGGAAUGAUUUCAAGUGACACAUUCAUUGUCUUUGAAGCAUUAAAUUCAAGUGGCAUAAAGAUUGUCAAUCAGCGUGAAGCUGCCAGUAGCAACAUCUUUAGGCAAAAGGAGUUUAAUCUUCAGUCACUAGGUAUAGGUGGUUUAAGCGCAGAGUUUGCUGAUAUAUUUCGAAGAGCUUUUGCCUCUCGUGUUUUCCCUCCUCAUGUGACAAGCAAAUUGGGGAUCAAGCAUGUAAAGGGCAUGCUGCUUUAUGGGCCUCCUGGCACUGGAAAAACUCUUAUGGCUCGCCAAAUUGGAAAAAUGUUGAAUGGAAGGGAGCCAAAGAGUAUUGUUGGUUUCCUUGUGUAUUCAGUGGAACACUACAUUUCAGGAUCUUAUAAGCCAUCCAUCUUAGUUACUGUUAAUGCUGAAUUAAUGUGUAAUUUUCUUUGUUUGGUAACACUGUGCAAGAUUAUUAAUGGCCCUGAAGUCCUAAGCAAAUUUGUUGGUGAGACUGAAAAGAAUGUUAGAGACCUGUUUGCUGAUGCUGAAAAUGAUCAAAGGGCCAAUGGGGACCAAAGCGAUUUGCAUGUAAUAAUCUUUGAUGAAAUUGAUGCCAUAUGUAAGUCAAGAGGAUCAACUAGAGAUGGUACAGGAGUCCAUGAUAGCAUUGUGAACCAGCUACUUACAAAGAUAGACGGUGUGGAGUCCCUGAACAAUGUUUUACUUAUUGGAAUGACAAACAGAAAGGAUUUGCUAGAUGAAGCACUUUUGAGGCCAGGACGAUUAGAGGUUCAAGUUGAGAUAAGCCUUCCUGAUGAAAAUGGUCGGCUGCAGAUUCUUCAAAUUCAUACGAACAAGAUGAAAGAGAAUUCUUUUCUUGCUCCCGAUGUAAAUCUUCAAGAGCUUGCUGCUCGUACAAAAAAUUACAGUGGAGCGGAACUUGAAGGUGUAGUGAAAAGUGCAGUUUCAUUUGCUUUGAAUCGACAACUAAGUCUAGAUGAUCUUACCAAGCCAGUUGAUGAAGAGAGUAUUAAAGUUACGAUGGAUGACUUCUUGCAUGCGCUCUAUGAAAUUGUUCCAGCAUUUGGAGCCUCCACUGAUGACCUUGAAAGAUGCAGACUUAAUGGUAUGGUGGACUGUGGUGAUCGACACAAGCAUAUUUAUCAGAGAGCUAUGCUACUAGUGGAACAAGUCAAAGUCAGCAAGGGAAGUCCAUUGGUUACUUGCCUUCUGGAAGGUCCAAGUGGCAGUGGUAAAACUGCUUUGGCAGCUACUGUUGGCAUUGACAGUGAUUUUCCAUAUGUCAAGAUAAUCUCAGCUGAAACAAUGAUUGGUCUCCAUGAGAGCACUAAAUGUGCACAAAUUGUUAAGGUGUUUGAGGAUGCAUACAAGUCUCCUUUGAGCAUUAUAAUUCUUGAUGACAUUGAGAGAUUAUUGGAGUAUGUUGCUAUUGGGCCUCGCUUUUCAAAUAUAAUUUCUCAGACAUUGUUGGUACUCCUCAAACGUCUUCCUCCCAAGGGAAAGAAACUUCUCGUGUUAGGGACAACAAGUGAAGUAAGCUUCUUGGAUUCAGUUGGCAUUUGUGAUGCUUUCUCUGUUACUUACCACCUUCCCACAUUGAAGACAGAUGAUGCGAAGAAGGUACUGGAACAACUCAAUGUUUUCUCUGAAGAUGAUGUCAGUGCUGCUGCAGAAGCCCUGAAUGAUGUAAGAUUAUCUGCUGAAAUGCUUAUUUUAUACUCCAUUUUGCUCCCAAAACUGAGAUCUGGUCCUGACUCUAGUGCAUCAGGGAGAUAUGAAUUGCUCUUCUAA